AUGGGGGCAAGUUGCUAAUCUUGUUGUGCUAAUAAGGACAAUGAUAAUACAGAAAUGAAAUUAACUUAGGAUAAAGCAAAACCUAAGUCUAAUAAAUAAGAAAAUGAUCAAAAAAAAGAAGAAUAAAAGGUUUAAGUUAAAGAACAUGAAAGAUUUAAUAUUGAUUAAGAAUAAUAAAAAUAAAAGAAAGAUUCAAAAAAAGAACAAAAAAAAGAAUCUGCAAAAGAAGCUCCUACUAAGAAUGUUGAUGAAAAUUCAAAAAAAUCAUUAGAAUAAGAUAAAUAAUUAAAUAUAUCUGCAAACCAUUCAGUUAGUAUGAAUGUAGCAAGUAAUCAAGAAGGAAAUGACCUCAUUAAAAGUACUAUGAAUUGUACUGAAAGAAAGAAGUUACCUCCAAUAUAACUAGAGUCUGGUGCUGUUUAUGAAGGAGAGUGGAAAAAUGGUAUGAGAGAUGGAUAUGGAAAAUAAAAAUGGCCAGAUGGUUCAAUUUAUGAAGGAGAAUGGGUUGAAGAUAAGUCUUCAGGAAGAGUAAAAUUAAACUAUUAUAUAUAGGGUAGAUUGACUCAUGCAGAUGGAGAUGUUUAUGAUGGAGAAUGGAAAAAUGAUAAAGCUAAUGGUAAAGGAACAUAUGUACAUGUAAAUGGUGCCAAAUAUGAAGGAGAGGUAAAAUUAAAUUCUAUUUCUAGUGGGAAAAUGAUAAAUAACAUGGUAAAGGAGUUGAAAAUUGGCCAGAUGGAGCUAAAUAUGAAGGUUAAUAUUUUGAAGGUAAAAAACAUGGAAAAGGUAUACUCAAUUUUGCUGAUGGUUCAAGAUAUGAUGGUAUAGAUUUAAUCAAUAUUUUAAGGUGAGUUCCNGAUAGUAUUCGAAGUUUAUAAACAAUCAAAGUUGAUUUUAAAGAACCUUUUUAUCCAACAGUAAUUUGUUGGAGAUGUUUUGGUUUUAUAGUUCAACUUAGGAGCAUAAAUUAUUAGAAGUAAUUUGAGAGAGAAAUUUCUCUUUAAGAUAAUGAGAAUAUGA
This is a messenger RNA of Paramecium primaurelia, 1017 nucleotides long. NCBI's taxonomy places the organism in Eukaryota, Ciliophora, Oligohymenophorea, Peniculida, Parameciidae. The record is from the annotation of a GenBank genome assembly.